Amoebophrya sp. A120 is the source of this 4128-nucleotide messenger RNA. NCBI's taxonomy places the organism in Eukaryota, Dinophyceae, Syndiniales, Amoebophryaceae. The record is from the annotation of a GenBank genome assembly.
GAUGAAGAGUGCGCUCAACUAUUUUUUAUACGUUGCGAUACGGUCCUGAGGACAAAGUGUCGCUUUUCAAUCGCAAAGUUCCGUAUGAAUAUGGUUUUUUUUUGAAGAUAGUUUACCCGUGCACGCUGCCAUUCCUUGCAAUUUUUGAAACCGAACUUUUCGCUUUCCUUACAUCUACACUCCACCUUAUCCACUAUUAUGUUCAAGCGCUCGCCAAUUUUGCACAAGAACGGAAACAAGAACGGCACGCCCCAGAUUACCCGGACUAGCAGUACAACCCAGAAGCUUUCCGACGCGGCGCAGGCCGGGGGCAGCCCGUUUUCGAUGCAGGGGUCUUCUGGAGGAGCUGGAGCAGCUGCCAGCGGCAUGACGACCGACAGCGACCGCGACGAGGAGCAGGCGCUUGCCUCUGGGGAAGAAGGCUCCUCCUCGAGCAGGAGCCGCUUCUUGGCCGCGAGCAGCCCGCUGCCGCGAAAACAGCGGCUCUGGGUGGAAAAGACGACCUGGCGCAGGUGGGAGCACGAGGUCGAGAAUUUUCGGGUUUUCUCCCGCCCGCGGUCGGUGUCGGUACUGUAUCCUGUGCAAAAGUAUCGUACUCGUACUAAUAGCAAAUGUGCAUGACAGAUGUUUUUCCUAAGGGAAAACAGCAAUACAAAUUCCACUUUCCCUCUUGCCAAAAUUUGUGAUGCAAUUUAUACUAGUGCGAUGCUUUUGCAAUGCAUAUGCUGUGCUGCCUGUUGACGGUGCUGUUCAUUUUCGCCUGCUGGAGCGAGGUGGAGGAGUACAGGGAGACAGUAGAGAAGGGUGGGAGAAUGACAGAUCUUGAACGCAGCGCGCGGACCGGUGUACCAGCAGCCGAAGGAGGCGACGAUCCUUCGAAGUACUUCGCCGAAACCGGUAUGAAAACGGAGUUUGUCAACACGGUUUGCGGUGAAGAUCGGGUCGACACAUCAAAGAAAAAGAGGGACGUAGAAGAAGCAACAGCUCCUAGCAUGAUCCUUUGGCCUUGGCAGCGUCAUGAUGAAGCGGCAAGUGCAGGCGGAGAGGACUCCGCGACACCGGAUACAACUACAGAGCGCCGCCUUUCGCCGCCAAUUUCCGCAAAUCAAGUCCCCCGCGACCCUUCUUCGCCCCUUACCGUCGGCAACCCCGCAAAGUUGCUCUGGAAGGGCUGGCUCGCGUCCUCGGUGCUGAUCCUCACCGUGGCCGCGGUGUCCUUCCCGGAUGGGCCCUUCGAGCGGCCACACCCGCUUGUGUGGAGAUUGGUGUUGGGAUUGACCUUGAUCUAUUGGGUGACUCUGAUGUUCAUUCUCUGCGCCGAGUACGACCAGGUCCGGGCCGCUCUAGCGUGGCUCUACCCAGACGAGCUGACACCGGAAAGGUGGAAUCCGCACCCGCUCCCCUGGGUAACCGUCAGCUUCCUGGACUCCCCAGAGUACGCGAGCGAUUGCACGCUGUCUUGGGAAAACAUGCAAUCGAAGUUUGACGUAUCAAAUUGUUUUUUACUCUUGCUAGAAGUACUAGUGAAAAUGAGAUUUUGUUUGCUCAAGUAGUUGAGCUGGUGGUCAACAUCGGUCGUGGUGCAAAAUGAAGGAUACUGGCAGAAAAUUAUACUUGAAGAACUACACAAACCAGGUGUUCGUCACGUGCCACUUUCUCGGGUGGGCGGCCAAGGGUCUCAUGGUGCGAAACUACACCUUGUGCUGGAUCAUGAGUGUCUUUUGGGAGAUCACGGAGCUGUUCUUUGCCUACAUUCUGCCGAACUUUUCCGAGUGCUGGUGGGACAGCUGGGUGGCCGACGUGCUCAUCUGCAACGGCUUGGGAAUUUGGUUCGGCAUCGAACUCUGCCGCUGGCUCGAGGUCCCGCACUACGAGUGGCACAGCGACCACGCCAGCAGCGAGCAAGACGACGAGUUCGUGCUCGAAGCGAUAGACAAAGGAAGCAGGAGUGAGAACAAUGUAGUCUCGGGGCAGACCAAAAGCAAAACUGCCGAAGUGGUUGAACAAGAAGAGGGUCGUCCUCCUCGUGCAGUGACGAUAAAACCACCACAAUUGGCAGGAUCGUCGUCAACACCGCCGCCGAGAAUUGGAACAGGGACGGAAGAUGAAAACAACCCCGGGAUGAACAUGAACAUUUCGCAGGCGCAAGAGCACAAAUCAAGUUCCUCCUCAUCUUCCGCGGCGAUGAAUAUUGCAACUCCCAAUAUUAAGCCAAUCCAAGCUUCGCGCGCCAGCCGCACGAAGAGCCAGCUUCGCGCGAUUAGUAAACGACUGAAGACGAAGGUGAAGCUAUCCUGUUUAAAAACGUCCCCACCCCAGAGUUGUCAUGCAAAUCUGCAUGCUGAAAAUGUUUUUCAUGCGGAGCCCCAUGAGAAGCGUUUCCAGUCGUGUUUUGGAAUUUGUCAUGCUCCAAUCAGCGUGAUAGAGUAGAUCUGUGAUGCUGCUGAGCUAGCUCAAACAGCACUGCGCUACGAGUGCAAAUUUGUCAUGCAAAACAGCCAAAACUCGUGGAGUUGUCUAGCUGAUUCCUCAUCUUGACUAUGGGGUGGGGACGUUUUUACAUAGGAUAGAAGCGGAAAAUCUACCUGAUGCUCUCCGCCAAGGACGGGCGGGAGCUGGAGAAAAUCCAAUGGGAACCGUACUACAGUGAAAAAUGCCCCCACCCCCACAUUUGCAAGAAUUGUGAUGCGAAGUUUUCCAAUGAAAGCUCUUUGUCAUGCAUGAAAGGAGUAUGAAUCUCUCUGAUGCAGAGGCGAGGCGUAUAUCGCAUUGUUUGCAUGAGAAGCGCCGCUCUUGCUGAGAUCUUUUGCAAUACAAAUUUUUGUUAUUCACGAUUCGACAUCUGUGAUGCUGAUAGGCGCAAGAGGGCGAACGUUUCAUUGGGGAAGGUUUGCAAUACAAAUGCUCCCAGAUUCGAGGGCGGGGGCAUUUUUCCAUGCAAUAAACCGCUGGAGACACGGAAGCGAUACGUCGUCUGCAUCCUGAUGGUGUUCGUGAACCAGAUCGUGGAGCUGAACGCCUUCAUUCUCAAAAACAUCUUCGAAAUACCCUCGCCGCACAAGCUGAACAUUUACCGACUGUUGUUCUGGGCACUGCUUUGCCUUCCCGCGUGUCGGCAGGUACUAACGGGACGAGAGGAUAUUUAUAUGAUGGUCUUCCGGUUUACAACUUCAAGAUCAACGGUUUUGCUUUACCUAUUUAGUGGCAGAACUGUUCAAUCGCAAUUUCAAAGCGGAAAUCUCAAUCAGGUCUACCUCUUCGCCAUCGAUGAAACCGUGGGCCGCCUUGGGACCUACGCGUGGUUUGGGCUGGGAACCGCGCUUACCGAAUUGCUGGUGGGGCUCAAGUUCGGUUUUCUCAUGUCCAACCCCGUCGCCCCGUGGCCGGUAUGGACGACGCUGAAGGUGACGGCCGUGUGGCUCGCCUGCUUGUGUGCGUUCACGACAAUCUGGAUGUUUAUCUCGCGGAUGCUGGAACGCUGGUACUUCAACUGGCGAAGAGGAUUGGCGGACAGUAUUUCAUCCGGGGGCAUUGUUGCGGGUAUUGCAUCAUCUGCACGUGAGAAAACAGAGUGAUGCAUGUUGUACAUCGUAAUUAUAAGUUUUUAAUUGGGAUGUAGAAGUUGGUAUAAAUACGUGUAAUUCGGCAAGGGCAUCCUCCUUCCGUGCCACUGACAUCAGUGGUGGUCUUUACUGCGUAUUCCGAGUUGAUGCAUGAGUUCUUGUGUUGCGAAUCGUAAACAUUCUCUCGGCAACAUUCAUUUAAGAAAAAGGCUUAACUUUGCUAAACUUGUUCUUUCCACAAAAGAAUCAUAGACGACCCUCUCUCCUACACCCUUCUUGCACGAUUUCAAUUCGAAUUUUCAUGGCCUGGUACUCUGGUCGGAGAAAAUUUGGGUUCUUCUGUACUAGUUCUCAAGAAUGUACGUCCAACACAGUCUGCAACUUCCACGCGCAUGCAGGCAUCGUAACAAGAGGAAAUUAAUAUCACACAGCUUCUGCACUGUGCUGUGCUGUGCUCGCAGGUGAACAAGCACGCCAUCGCGUUUUCGAUGACGAAAGCGUUUUUGAUUUUCGACUAGAACUAGAUGAAAGCAAAUAUUGCGAGCAAGUUCAAGUAGUAUUGGAG